Messenger RNA from Morchella sextelata, 822 nucleotides. RefSeq lists its product as uncharacterized. Bases 1 to 822 code for a protein of 273 amino acids. The record is from RefSeq and is a predicted model, not a curated record. Lineage: Eukaryota; Fungi; Ascomycota; Pezizomycetes; Pezizales; Morchellaceae. The transcript has a single exon.
AUGGCCAAUUCCCUUGUGGAGCACCACAAAAACCAUCUCCAUCAAGUGGAUGUUCUCGGGACAUUCUACGAUAUUAUCUCUCUCUCGAAAGCCUUGCCAGCAUUUACGAACCUGAAGUCAGUUACCAUCUCUACUUUCGAUGGCUCUUUUGAACUCCCCCCACCGCUCGGAGUUGCGGAAGCGACAACACGUGCCUUUUGGGCUGUCAUAAAGGCACUCAACAACUGCGCGUAUCAGAUUGAAUCAUUCAGUGUCGAUUCGGUCUCCAAAUUAAGCAUUCCAUCAUCGAAGCUGGCACAGAUUCACGAAGUAUUUGAAGGCUUGACUCAUCUUUCGAUUAGAAUAUAUGGACAGCUGAGCUAUAACUUCCAAGGGGGCAUUCUCGCUAGAACACGCCAGCUACAGACCUUACGGUUAGGUUCAGACGGCCGCGCAUCCUGUGAAUGGCAAGAUAUCCUUAGGGAUCGAAUAGGCCCUGGGUUUCUCUACUGGCCUCACUUAAAGGUUCUGGAAAUGGACGGGGGAGUAUCAGUUCGGGUUACGAUUCAACAGAAAGGAUUGGUCAAAUUCCUAACAGCGCACCGAAAUACCUUGACUGAUUUGUCAAUUAAACGGUUUAUUCUUAGAGAUAUUUAUACGACUGGCCAAACAAUGUCAUCUGAAUGGUGCUUCGUCAUUGAAAGAUUGAAGACUUUUCCGGUAUUGAGAAAGUUGGUUUUGAGAGAAUUGGGGGAAUUCGUGGUCGCGGAUCGCGACUGUAAGUGGACUGAGGAGGAACAGCUUUUGGAAUGGGAAAAUUUGGUUACAAAGAAACAAGGAUAG